Messenger RNA from Gaeumannomyces tritici R3-111a-1, 786 nucleotides. RefSeq lists its product as hypothetical. The record is from RefSeq and is a predicted model, not a curated record. NCBI's taxonomy places the organism in Eukaryota, Fungi, Ascomycota, Sordariomycetes, Magnaporthales, Magnaporthaceae. Bases 1 to 732 code for a protein of 243 amino acids. The transcript is spliced from 3 exons.
AUGCUGGAUGAUUUCCCGUCGGCCGCGAUAUGCGGCGUUGGCUUGGUCGGUGGGAAGAUUUUGGGUCACCAAACUCUUGCGGCGCGGGUCAUACUCCUCGGUGCGAAGCAUAUGCUCGUCGUUAAUGUCCUUGUCUUUGCCAGUAAAGAUCAGCUGGCAGAGCUUGUAGGUGAUGUCGAUACCGGCGCCCGCUCCCUCGAUGAGGUUCGAGCCGAAGAUGAGCUUGCUGAGGCUGCUCAUCCGGUCGUCAUCCUCGAGGAAACUCAUUUCCCAAGCCUACAUUGCACCCUUGUAACACCAGCCUUUACGACACCGUCCCCGCUGCGAUCAACAGCCAUGCCGCCAUUUAAUUAUUACCAGCACCAAGCUCUCUGCGCCGAGGACGCCAUCCGGCUGAUCUUGCUGGACGCUGCGGCCGACAUCGAGGCGCCGCUGAGUUGCUCGCCCAUUCAGCGCCCGCGCAGCGCCCGGCACGUCGAAUACUUUGCCAUCUCGUACACGUGGGGUGUGCCAGAGCUUACGCACACCCUGGAAGUCAAGCACGACGAUGAUGAUACUUCGCACCUGCGCAUCACAUCAAACGUCGACGACCUUCUGCGCCAUCUCCGAGCAGCCGGUGAUCCAUACUACCUGUGGAUCGACGCCAUAUGUCUCAACCAGGACGAUGCGAUAGAGAAGGCUCGACAGAUUCCCAUGAUGGGGCGCAUCUUCGAGGAAGCAGAGGGCGUUUAGAUCUGGGUUGGCCCCAGUGUCCCUGAAACUGCCGACCCGUUUGCAUUUUUCCAC